AUGCUUCGUUCAAUAUAUUUACCAUUGAUCUUACUAAUUCUAAUUACUAUUGGUUCUACAACAUUAAUCGGUUGUAUAAACUCAGCAGCAUAUGCUCCUGCUAAUUUUGCAAAUGUUUUGAUAUAUAAUGGUACAUGCUCUCAAUGUAUAUGUGCUGCAUUUUUCUCGAAUACUCCUGCGACAUAUCAAGCAUUGAAUUGUUAUGAAAAUAAUCAAACAUGUUCAUUAUUUCCAAGUUUUCUAUUCCAAUCGGAUGUUCAUAGCAAUACUAAUUCAAAACUAUAUUUUAUGCCGCAAAAAACAACAACAACAGCAACAACAACUACAAUAACAACAACAACAACAACAGCAACAACAACUACAACAACAACAGCAGCAGCCACUACUACUACGACAACUACCGGAAUUUUAUCGACAACAACAUAUUUUAAUGAUAGUCGUCAAAAUGCUUCAACUAGUACAUACUGGGAUUGUUGUAAAUUAAGUUGUGGUUGGCCAGGUAAAGCUAAUGUUACAAGUCCACCAAGAACUUGUACGCAAAACGGUAAUACUACCAUCGAUAGUAAUACUCAAUCAGUCUGUGUCAGUGGUGGCAGUGCAUAUAUGUGUACUGAUCAACAACCGUGGAAUGUUAGUGGUAAUCUUUCAUAUGGUUAUGCAGGUGCUUAUGUUUACGGCCUGGCAGAAAAGGACUGGUGUUGUACGUGUUAUUCAUUAUUAUUUACAUCAGGUCCUAUUAGUGGCAAAGAGAUGAUUAUACAAGUAAUCAAUACUGCUUAUACAGCCGAUAAUAUGUUUAUUUUACAAAUACCGGGUGGUGGAUGGGGUGGUUCAGCUAAUGGAUGUACAAGUCAAUUUAAUGGUUCUUAUUCAUUCGGUAAUCAAUAUGGAGGUAUUACUAAUCGAACGAGUUGUAGUAGUCUGCCAAGUGUUCUUCAAGCAGGUUGCUAUUGGCGAUUCGACUGGUUUAUGAACGCUUAUAAUCCAUCAGCACGAUUCAAAAUAGUAUCUUGUCCAACUAGUCUAACAUCAAAAACUGGAUGUGUUCGACUAGGAUCCAUUUAA
This is a messenger RNA of Adineta steineri, 1065 nucleotides long. Lineage: Eukaryota; Metazoa; Rotifera; Eurotatoria; Adinetida; Adinetidae. The record is from the annotation of a GenBank genome assembly.